UACUACAGACAUGGAAUCAAAACCCAUUGAAAUGGCAGCCCUAGGAAGACCUCUGUUUCCUGGUAUGCUGUAUGACUGCCGUGAAGAUUCCUUCAUUCCAGGUGUUACUCUGUGGGAUAAGAAAUCACUGAGUGAAGAUCUGGACAGUCGUCCACAGCUCAUGACAGAUUUAAAGUUCAGUAGCUCGGACUCUCUCUCUGAUAAGUCCAGUCUCCUGGAUGUAAGUGCUUCCCUGAAAGCCAGCUUUUUGGGAGGGUUAGUUGAGGUGGGAGGAUCUGCCAAGUACCUGCGGAACACUAAAUCUUCAAAUCAACAGUCCAGAGUAACAAUGCAUUACAGUGAAACUUCAAGAUUCGAACAACUCACAAUGACUCAUCUGGGCCAGUUCACCUACCCUCAGGUGUUUGAGCAGAAAAAAACUGCAACUCAUGUGGUCACAGCUGUGCUGUACGGAGCUCAGGCCUUCAUGGUGUUUGAUCGGUCAUUUGUAGAAGAUGAAAACAGGCAGGAGAUUGAGGGAGAACUGAAUGUCAUGGUCAAGAAGAUCCCUGCAUUUUCCAUUGCUACCACAUACAUGGUAAAAAUGACAGAUGAUGAAAAGAAAAUUGCUGAGAAUAUCACCUGCAUAUUUCAUGGUGACUUCCAUCUUGAGCAGAACCCUACCACAUACAUGGAGGCCCUAGAGGUGUACAAGAAGCUCCCCUCUCUACUGAGGGAGAUUCCAGAGAAUGCAGUGCCAGUAAAAGUCUGGCUCUAUCCUCUUUCUCUACUGGAUUCAAAAGCAGCUCGGUUGGUGAGAGAUAUCAGCACACGUCUUAUUUCCAACACUGAAGAUAUAAUAGAGGAGCUGGGAGAAGUAGAGAGGAGAUGCAAAGACCUGUCCAGAAGACCAAUGGUAAAUUUUUUCAGUGACAUCAAAGAGAGGCUGGACUCAUUUCAGGGUUCAUUUAGCGUUUACAAGAUGGUGCUCCAGAAAGCACUGGCCAGAGUCUUGCCUGCUAUUCGAGGAGGAGGGAUGGAGGAAAAGUCACUGGCAGACAUCCUGAAGAUCCACUACAGCUCCUCUUUUAAUGCUAGCAUACUUAACCAGUGGUUACAUGACACAGAGUUACAACUUGACCUCUUGAGUGUUUACACCAAGACACUGAAGGGGAUCCAAAUUGAAGAUUCAGAUCGUCUCUUCAGCCUCCUUGACCCUGAUAUUGAUGUUGUGGUGUGCUUGACCUUCACAUCUCUGAAAUAUAAAGACGAAUAUCUUUCAACCCUGAAUGAGUUUUUAGAAUCUAAUCCCUUUAAAGAGUUAGAUGGGAAAAACAAGUUUUCCCUGACAUCUCCUGUCCAAAAAUCAUUCGACCCUCAUAAAUCCACUUCAAAAAUGAGACAAAACGUAUCUCACUUCAGAAGUUUUUCAGAGACCAAUAAAGAUGAAACGAGAAUGCGCUUCAUUAUUUCUGCAAUCUCUGAUUCCUCUAGUCCAGGCUCCUCGAUCUAUCUGUAUGAAAAAGGAAAUCUGACAGAUACACAGUUCCAACCCGUGUCCAAGCCACCCCCACCAGAAGUGAAGAAUGUUCUGGACCAAACUGUGUCCCUGAAACUGCAGAAGUCCCCAACUGGAGAAACAGUGAAGUAUAGAGUAGAGUACAAGCAGAUGAAAGCAGAUUCUGGAGCUGAGGAACAGUGGCUUGUCGUAGACACAGCUGAUGAAGACUUACUGACUGGAUUGAUAUCUGAAAAGCAGUACCUUAUCCGCUACAGGAUAGUGGGUAAAGUGGGAGUGAGUGAAGCCAGUGAUACUGUCAGCCCUACUACACUCUCUUCAAGUAAGUGUCAUCUGCACAUUUUUAUAAAUACUUUUUCUUUUUUAAUUUCCCUCAAAACAAUUGCUAUGUUCAAACUGUCCGCAGGGCAGACUGAAGAAGCUGUGUGGACUGGUGAUAGUUGGGAUCACGCUGCAAUGCAGCAGGGCUUUUACGGGCUUUAG
Cyprinus carpio (common carp) is the source of this 1981-nucleotide messenger RNA. Its product is annotated as cytolytic toxin-alpha-like. Lineage: Eukaryota; Metazoa; Chordata; Actinopteri; Cypriniformes; Cyprinidae. The record is from RefSeq and is a predicted model, not a curated record. The transcript is spliced from 3 exons. The coding region runs from base 11 to 1981 and encodes 656 amino acids. Gene Ontology annotation, molecular function: protein binding.